Olea europaea var. sylvestris is the source of this 1072-nucleotide messenger RNA. RefSeq names its product proline-rich receptor-like protein kinase PERK1. The transcript has 5 exons. Bases 320 to 931 code for a protein of 203 amino acids. Gene Ontology annotation, biological process: protein phosphorylation. Gene Ontology annotation, molecular function: ATP binding; protein kinase activity. Lineage: Eukaryota; Viridiplantae; Streptophyta; Magnoliopsida; Lamiales; Oleaceae. The record is from RefSeq and is a predicted model, not a curated record.
GGACAUUUUGAUGUUCUAUAGUCGACCCCUAUGGCGGACAAGGUCAGAAUUGGCAGCAUAAUGCGCCAUCACCUGGUGAUCAUGUUGCGACAAUACCUCCUAAACCUUUUCCACCACCUGUCGGUUUGGCAAGACCACCGUACUCGCCCAUACAAGCUCCUUCAUCUCAACCACCUCCACCUCCACCUCUGGCUCCUUACACGAGCAGCAGUGGAGGUUCUGGUUCGAACUAUUCUGGUCUGGAAACUAAACUUCCACCGCCUUCUGCGGGCAUGGCUUUAGGUUUUCUAAGAGCACAUUUUCAUAUGAAGAAUUAGCUAUGGCAACAGAUGGCUUCUCGAACGCCAACCUUCUUGGUCAAGGUGGUUUUGGUUAUGUGCACCGAGGAGUUCUUCCGAAUGGUAAAAAGGUUGCAGUUAAACAGCUUAAAUCUGGAAGUGGACAGGGGGAGCGUGAAUUUCAGGCUGAGGUCGAGAUCAUCAGUCGAGUGCAUCACAAACAUCUCGUUUCUUUGGUUGGAUACUGCAUCACCGGGACCCAAAGAUUGCUCGUAUACGAGUUUGUUCCAAAUAAUACCUUGGAAUUCCACUUGCAUGGAAAGGGGAGACCUACAAUGUAUUGGCCCACGCGGUUAAAGAUUGCUCUUGGUGCUGCGAAGGGUCUGGCAUAUCUUAAUGAAGAUUGUCAUCCAAAAAUUAUUCAUCGGUAUAUUAAAGCAUCUAAUAUUCUUUUGGAUUUUAACUUUGAAGCGAAGGUCACAGAUUUUGGUCUCGCAAAGUUUUCUUCGGACACAAAUACUCACAUUUCCACAAGAGUGAUGGGAACAUUUGGGUAUUUGGCUCCUAAAUAUGCAUCCUCUGGGAAACUUACUGAGAAGUCCGAUGUAUUCUCCUUUGGAGUCAUGCUUCUCGAGUUGAUUACUGGACGUUGACCUGUUGAUUCAAAUCAAUCUUUCGUGGAUGAUAGUUUGGUAGACUGGGUGAGUAGUCACUUACACCAUGAUGUCUCUCUCUCUCUCUCUCUACCUGCCUUUUUUUUGGGGCCGUCUUUUCUCAUUAGUCGCUUCAUGAGC